Molecule: messenger RNA, 1136 nt
Organism: Linum tenue
Lineage: Eukaryota; Viridiplantae; Streptophyta; Magnoliopsida; Malpighiales; Linaceae
Source: the annotation of a GenBank genome assembly
UGGCAUCUCUUUAACGUUCCAAGGCUGUUCCCUUUUCCGCUGCGCCUAGAACCUUCCAACCCUUCCUCGUUUUUCCGUCUACCCAAACCUAAUCCCGGCGACAAUGGCGACCACCCCUAAGAAGUUCACCCUGAAGUCGUCCGACGGCGAGACCUUCGAGGUCGAGGAGUCAGUUGCCGUCGAGUCUCAGACCAUCAAGCAUAUGAUCGAGGACGACUGCGCCGACAACGAGAUCCCGCUCCCCAACGUUACCAGCAAGAUCUUGGCCAAGGUGAUCGAGUACUGCCGCAAGCACGUCGAGUCUGACGCCGAGAAGGACAAGCUGGCUACCUCCUCUGACGAGUCUCUCAAGACCUGGGACGCUGAUUUCGUCAAGGUUGACCAGAAUACCCUCUUCGACCUCAUCUUGGCUGCUAACUAUCUCAACAUCAAGGGGCUGCUGGACUUGACCUGCCAGACUGUGGCUGAUAUGAUCAAGGGGAAGACACCUGAGGAGAUUCGCAAGACGUUCAACAUCAAGAACGAUUUCACCCCAGAGGAGGAAGAAGAGGUCAGGAGGGAGAACCAGUGGGCGUUUGAGUGAUCACCUACUUAGAGAGACUUUGCCAUCCCCCAUUAUCUACCGUUUUAUGUCUAUAUAUUAGGAAUGUCGAUAUAAGAUUUUAGAGGAAUUCAAAACAAUCAGGUCUUUUGUUAUGCUCAGUGAAGCUCAUCUCUUUUGUCCUGAAUUUCUCUUCUAGGUUGUUGCUGAACACAGCAGAACCAUUUCUUCUCGGUUAUGAUAUGAUAUAUAAGUAGUACAUUGGAACCAUCAUUAUUGCAGUCCCUCGUUCUUUUCUUUUCUCUUGUGUGCAAAUUACAGUGCAAUCAUGGCUGAGUUUUAUUCAUUCAAGAGGAGGAAUAGCAAAUGGGGAUACGUCGACCCAUUAUGACACACGGAUUUUAUCAGCUCUGCGAGAUACUGAUUGAUUCUGACCUUGAACUCCGCCAUCAUGACUGGAGCUUCCCCGCUUUGAAAUGGAUUCCUAAUCAUAGUUGCACCUCCAUGCGAUUGAACACUUGGAGCAUCGUAUGCUCCAGGAGGAUACAGUCUGACCUAUAUAUUGAUAUCAAGACUCAAAUUAUCAUAAAUGAGG